This is a messenger RNA of Scheffersomyces amazonensis, 1435 nucleotides long. It is a transcript of the gene TYR1, whose product is annotated as prephenate dehydrogenase (NADP(+)). The transcript has a single exon. The coding region runs from base 58 to 1392 and encodes 444 amino acids. Gene Ontology annotation, biological process: L-tyrosine biosynthetic process. Gene Ontology annotation, molecular function: NADP binding; prephenate dehydrogenase (NAD+) activity; NAD+ binding. The record is from RefSeq and is a predicted model, not a curated record. Lineage: Eukaryota; Fungi; Ascomycota; Pichiomycetes; Serinales; Debaryomycetaceae.
UGGUUAUAUUAGUACUUAUAGAGAGAACAAAUAAACUAGUCAGUAGAUUAGUAAUUAAUGAUAAUGGCUAAGUUUACAGAGGAACAGGAGACACAAUGGAAGUCCACAAAGACCAUUGGGAUUAUUGGACUCGGUGAUAUGGGAUUACUUUAUGCUCGAAGAUUUAGUGAAGCAGGUUGGAAAGUAGUAGGAUGUGAUAGAGAAGAUAUAUUUAGUAGUACUAGUGAAAAAUUUAGUAAUGAAAAGUUUCAAGUAUUAAAAAAUGGUCAUUUUGUAUCUCGGAUAUCUGAUUAUAUUAUUUAUAGUGUAGAAGCUGAAAAUAUUGCAAAAAUAGUAUCAUUAUAUGGUCCAUCAACAAAAUUUGGUGCUAUAGUUGGAGGACAAACAUCAUGUAAAGAACCAGAAAUAGCUGCAUUUGAAUCUAUAUUACCUCAAGAUAUUGAAAUAAUUUCAGUUCAUUCAUUACAUGGACCUAAAGUAAGUACUACAGGUCAACCAUUAGUAUUAAUUCAACAUCGAGCAUCAAAUGAAAGUUUUAAAUUUGUUGAAUGUUUAGUAUCAUGUUUAAAUUCUAAACAUGUUUAUCUUUCAGCUAAACAACAUGAUAAGAUUACUGCCGAUACUCAAGCUGUAACUCAUGCUGCAUUUCUUUCUAUGGGGGUUGCAUGGAAAUCUAAUAAUCAAUAUCCUUGGGAAACUCCUAAAUGGAUUGGAGGAAUUGAAAAUGCUAAAAUUAAUAUUUCAUUAAGAAUUUAUUCUAAUAAAUGGCAUGUUUAUGCUGGACUUUCAAUAACAAAUCCAUCUGCUCAUGAUCAAGUAUUACAAUAUUCUAAAUCAACUACAGAAUUAUUUCGUUUAAUGAUUGAAGGAAAGAAGAGUGAAUUAAAAGAUAGAUUAACUAAAGCUAAAAGUUUUGUAUUUCAUCAUAUUCAAGAAGAUCAUGAUUUAUUAUUAGAUGAUGAUAUAUUACAAAAAUAUAGUUUAAGUAAAGUUCCACCUGGUGGUAGACAACCUAAUUCUCAUUUAUCAUUAUUAGCUAUAGUUGAUAGUUGGUUUAAUUUAGGGAUUGUACCUUAUGAUCAUAUAAUUUGUUCAACUCCAUUAUUUAGAAUCUUUUUAGGAGUUACUGAAUAUUUAUUUUGUACACCAGGAUUACUUGAUGAAUGUAUUGAAGUUGCAGUUGAUGAUGUAUCAUUUAGAGAAGAUGAUUUAGAAUUUACAAUUGCUGCUAGAAAUUGGGCUAGUAUAAUUGGGUUUGGGAAUUUUCAAUUAUAUCAACAAGAAUUUGAAAGAACUCAACGAUUCUUUCAACCAAUGUUUUCUGAAGCUAAUGCAAUUGGGAAUGAAAUGAUUAAAACUAUUUUAGAGAGGGUUAAAGAACGAGAAAGUUAAUUCUAUGAAUAUUAAUUUUGAGUUAAAUAGUAUAUAAAUAUAG